ACAGAAGACCUGUCACAGAAACCGCACUUAAACGUAUCUCUCUCUACCCUGGUGGAGUUUUUGGUUGUGUAUACUUUUAUACACGAGCCAAGGCAGAAGCUGUUAGAGAAGAAAGACUUUUCAGUCAAGAAGAGACCUUCUUUAUCAUAUAUGCUGUGAGUAGUAGUACCGUGCAUGCACAAUACAAAAGCUUAUGUAGAGAUUAAAAAAUAUGAUGUUUUAUUCCAUUUUGUUUUUUUUCCGGAAUAGCUGAGAUCAUGCAGAAUUGGUUUUGAUGCUGAUAAGGAGUAAUAUUGGAAACUUGUCGGUGGCCUGAGAAACGAUGCCAAGCAAGCUAUGGUUUGCACCACUAAUGAUUUAUCAGCAUGGAAGGAUUUUCCAAAGGGCCUCAGAGUCCUUCUCCUUGAUGAGGACAGCAUGUCUGCUGCCGAGAUAAAAUCGAAACUGGAAGCAAUGGACUAUAUUGUUUAUACAUUCUGCAAUGAGACUGAAGCGCUGUCUGCAAUUUCAAAUGAACCUGGAAGCUUCCAUGUUGCUAUAGUGGAGGUGAGUCUGAGCAACAGCAGCAGGAGUUUCAAGUUUUUAGAAACUUCGAAGGACUUGCCAACCAUCAUGACUUCAAGUAUUGAUUGCCUGAACACGAUGAUGAAGUGCAUAGCGCUUGGUGCAGUUGAGUUCCUUCGGAAACCACUCUCUGAAGAUAAACUGAGGAAUAUAUGGCAGCACGUGGUUCACAAGGCAUUUAAUGCAGGGGGGAGUGUUCAAUCCAAAUCACUGAAGCCUGUCAAAGAUUCUGUAGUUUCCAUGCUGGAGCUCAAUGAUGGACUCGAAGAAAAUGAGAAUGAGAACAUGGAGAAAACAGAAAAUGUGUCGCUGGCUCAGGAAAGUAAUGAGCAGCAGUCACCAGCUAGUGACAGGUAUCCGGCUCCUUCAACCCCUCAAUUGAAACAAGGAGAGAGACUGUUGGAUGAUGGAUAUUGCCAAGACCAUAUUAACUGCUUAAUAGAAAAGGAGAGUGUGGAGCAAGAGGGAGAUUCUAAAUCCGUUGAAACUACUUGUGCCAUGACUGAAGAAACUCUACAGGCACGGGAUCCUCAGAGCUUUACAGAGAAUGUGAUCAAAGAGGAGGAUAACUCAACUGAUGGUGUCAAGAGGGAGAAUAACAUGUGUCCCAAUUCACAAAAUAAAGACACUCUCAACCAUUCAAAUGGUGCUGAAAAAGCUUCUAGCCUUCAUAAUUCCCAUGGGACUAGAGCUAAUAGAAAGAAGAUGAAGGUAGACUGGACACCAGAGCUUCACAAAAAGUUUGUGCAGGCAGUGGAAAAACUAGGUGUAGAUCAAGCGAUUCCUUCAAGGAUAUUAGAGGUAAUGAAAGUGGAAGGCUUGACGAGGCAUAAUGUAGCAAGUCAUCUGCAGAAAUAUCGAAUGCACAGGAGACAUAUUUUGCCCAAGGAAGAUGAACGGCAGUGGACACAGCAUAGAGAUCAAGUACAAAGGAGUUACUAUCAACAUAAACCUAUCAUAGCAUAUCCUCCAUAUCAUUGUAACCACGCUCUCCCACCUGGUCCGGUCUAUCCUAUGUGGGGAGCAACAGGUAGUCACACAGCUGGGGUGCAUAUGUGGGGCCCCCCCGGCUACUCCCCAUGGCCCCCGACAGAAAGUUGUCAUUGGAAGCCUUAUCCAGGGAUGCAUGCAGAUGCGUGGGGUUGCCCUGUGAUGCCACCAUAUAGUCCUUAUUCUUCCAUUCCUCAUUAUGCAUCUGGGUUUCAGAGUGCCAGCAUGGUCAAUAACAGCUGUGGUAUGCCACAAAAAAUGUUUGACCUUCAGCCGGCCGAGGAGGUAAUCGACAAGGUAGUGAAAGAGGCAAUCAACAAGCCAUGGCUACCGUUGCCCUUAGGCCUCAAGCCCCCGUCUGCUGAUAGCGUCCUAGCAGAGCUCUCCAGAUUAUGCUAUGCCGAUUCCAGUUCACCUGUUCCUUCAUCAAUCAAAGAUGGACUCUACCAGUCAUAACAAAUUUUUCGACCUUACAUAAUUUGAGACGUACACAGCUAAUUCUCAAUUGGCUUGAGACCAUCAAUCAUCAACAGACUAGUCACGUGUCUUGGAAGUACAUGCGCAGGCGCUGACAUCAGGCUACAUAGCCAGAAGGUCUCACGGAUCCUGUAAAUGGCACAGUAAACAGUCAUGUCCGUAGAGGCAACUUAAACGGCUAUGAAAGAGCCAUGUAGAUCCACCAUGCACCUCAUGUGAAAUAUGUGGUUGUGAAUGGAUCAUCCUAAGAAAGGGCGCCUUGCCCUGCCGGGUGUUCUGUCUUUUUGUAGAUGAAAAGCCUGAGAGCUUUGAUCCAGGAGUGGCUGAUGGGGUCAUUGUUUGCUGCUGUAAUAAUGGGAAAUGAGGGUGAUUGAGAUAAUGCUCUGUGCUCCACGGACUUUUCAAUAAAGUUGAGAACUUUGGCAUGGAAUCUUUAAUGCA
Populus euphratica (Euphrates poplar) is the source of this 2472-nucleotide messenger RNA. RefSeq names its product CheY-like two-component responsive regulator family protein (gene APRR2). The coding region runs from base 337 to 2010 and encodes 557 amino acids. The transcript has 13 exons. Gene Ontology annotation, cellular component: nucleus. The record is from RefSeq and is a predicted model, not a curated record. Gene Ontology annotation, biological process: phosphorelay signal transduction system; positive regulation of DNA-templated transcription. Gene Ontology annotation, molecular function: DNA-binding transcription factor activity; transcription cis-regulatory region binding. Lineage: Eukaryota; Viridiplantae; Streptophyta; Magnoliopsida; Malpighiales; Salicaceae.